Messenger RNA from Gaeumannomyces tritici R3-111a-1, 1395 nucleotides. RefSeq lists its product as hypothetical. NCBI's taxonomy places the organism in Eukaryota, Fungi, Ascomycota, Sordariomycetes, Magnaporthales, Magnaporthaceae. The record is from RefSeq and is a predicted model, not a curated record. Bases 1 to 1395 code for a protein of 464 amino acids. The transcript has 5 exons.
AUGCAUCUCAGGCGUUCCUUCGAGGUCCGGUUGGUACGAGAACGGGGCGAGCCACAUGUCGAUUUCCAUUUUUACGACCAUAACGAUGGUUAUGCAAUCGUCUGGGAGCUGCUACUGGGGAAGAAGGGCGACAGAAGGGUGGGAGCUGGGCGUCUACUGGACCACGAAUGGAUAGACCUCGAGCUCCUCCGAAGUUGGAAACAGAAAUGCCUCGCCACACACGGAGAUGAAAGCAGCAACCCCUUUAGAAUCCCCCAGGUACUCCCGGCCUGGUUGAUUGACACGGUCGAGAAGCGGCUCGUGCCCGGCACGACGGCCGGAACCCCUGCGGCGGCGCCGCCCGGCGGUGGUCAGAGGACGUCGGUAUUAAGAGAGUACGGAUCAAGGAAUCUCACAUACCCGGAGGAUGCACUUCCUGGCAUUUUGGGGCUCCUACCCCUCUUCUGGCGGUCCUUCCCCGGCGGCUUUCUGUACGGCCUCCCCGAGAUUAACUUUGAAGCCGCGCUUAGGUUUCGUCGAGCACGCCAAGCCGCACAUACGGGCUGGAAACGCGGGUAUCAGGCAAUCCCUAUAACCCAGUGGUACACUCACUGGACCCCUUGCCACAUGAACCGACGGCCGAUACGACCCCGGUGGCACACAGUGACGGAGCGCGCAGGGGCCGAGUAUUAUAUGUGGAGGCGCGAGGGCUGGGAGAGGAAGGAGUUCGACGCAGCAAAGCACAUGCUGCAAGACGAGUGCGAGUACAACGAGGCGGGUAUGAUGCCUAUAAUCCCGCCCGAAGGACUGGGAAAGCACAUCUACAAACACCCGGGCCUCCCCGGGAAAGAGUACUGGGCCCCGCUGCCUUUGGGCUCCGAGGAGACAUGCCAGCUUUCCAGCAGCCCGCCCCAGACACCCUACAUAUUAUGCGUGACGAAGAAGGGCUGGUUCGCGGUCGAGCGGGUCCCGGACGUGAGCUCCGCGGAUGAGAAGAUAGUGGUUGAUGGGCGCCACGUCGGACGCCUCAAGGUCCAGUGCGAAUCCGACAAGGAGCUCCUCCCCAUGGCCGGCGACGAGGACGCCGAGAAGGUCGAGAUAGAGCUCGUCGCCAUCUGCCGCAAGCAGAAACCCGUCACCAAAGGUCCGGAAGAGACUGGCGACGCUGCGCAACCCACCGUCACCUAUUCGGAAUCCUAUGUCAAUCCGAGAUACAGAAGACUCCUCCUCUCUUCUCAGUGCGCUUCUCACAAUCCCUACGGAGCCGAAAAGGCCGACUACAAGUACUCACUCAAGACCUGCACCCUCGUCUUGGCCACUUCCGACCCGUUAUCACCCUCGCCCAUGAAGCGCAUGAUCUCGAUCAUCCGGUCUAGACAGAGGAUGUGCGUUGCAUGGUCAGUGCGGAUGUUCUAG